Molecule: messenger RNA, 4653 nt
Organism: Glossina fuscipes
Lineage: Eukaryota; Metazoa; Arthropoda; Insecta; Diptera; Glossinidae
Gene: kek3
Molecular function (GO): protein binding
Source: RefSeq, a predicted model, not a curated record
AUAUAUAUAUAUAUAUAUAUAUAUUAUUUGAAAUUGUAUAAUUUGUAUAAAUUGUUAUUAGAAAUCUGCUUAAAUGUUAUUAUGCUAUUAAAAGCAAUUCAUACGAUUAUGAAUGUGUUAGCGUGCGCGUUGGUGUUUGCGUGCACUUAUAUGUUUUUUCGAAUUUAACGAGCACUUUUAUAUGUGUGCGUGUGCACUCUAAGCAUCCACUCACUCCAAUCUAUGACCCCUAUAGUAGUCAGCAGCAACAAUAUCAGCAGCAGCAGCGGCAGCAGUGGUACAUGAAAAUGGGCAAAUGUUAACCUAAUUUCCAGUGAAUAUAAUUUUAUGCUUUUUUAUUUUCUAUACAUAAGAAAAUCUAGAAAUAAAGAGAAGAAAAAUGUAUGCUAAACAAAUUUCAUACAUCCAUACAUACAUAAGUGGAUAGUUAAACCAAUGGGUUGGUUAUUCGUGUAAAGUGUAUAUUUGUAUAUGAGUUAAAACACACUACCAAACAGAGUGUUGAAAAGUGUGUGAAAUAAUAUGAAAACCAUAAUAAAUUCAUUUUCAAAUAAAAAAAGAAAAAUGUUACCAAAGUGUACAUAUACUACUACUACUACUACUACUACUACACACUCUAUACUAUAUUAUGUGAACAAUUUCGGGUUUUGUGAAUGUUAGCUGACUCAAAGAUUUACGUUACCUCAACUGUUUUCCUUCUAUGAGAACUAUUUCUCAUUAAUAACUGACCUAAAGUCAAAAUUGUAAGUCAAUCUUAUGAACGAUGCGAUGUAAGCUUGAAAGCAGUAAAACAAUUAUUAUCAUUUAAGAGAAGCGAGCAAAAUUUUAAUGAUAUUAUCUUGCCAUCGCAACGUCAUGAUUAAGCCAUUCAGGAUAUUGCCGUAAUUGGCUGAAAUAUGAUAUGCAGCUGGGCUUGUAAUACGUAUUCAUCAUCAGCGCGGGCUACAAUAAUCGCAAUAGGCUCUUUGCAGCUUAUGAAUAUAAAUGUGGAGUAUGUUACAUAAAUGCAAUUGCAAGUUGAAAUACAAUUGUAAAAGCCUGAUAUGCCAUGGCACGAAUCAAAAUUAUCAAACUAACACGAAACACAACAACAACAACAACAACAAAAACAACGACAAGCCCGGCAUUAACAACAUCAACAGCGUUAGAAGGAGGAAAGGAAGAAAUUCAAGACCAGCAAACAGAACAAAAAUGCUGUCAUGCGGAACAUUUCGAAUAUCAAACAUUUGGCCACUCCGAGCGUUAUUGUUCAGAUUUCAAUGGCAUUCAAACAACUCAGUUAGAAAAUCGCAGACAUCUCCGCAAUGCAACAAGGACAUUAUGUGAUAAUACCGAUAGACAAAUUACGUUAUCUGCCAAAGUGAGAAGAAAAUCAAAAAUUCGAUUAUUCGCGACAAGAAGAUAUUUAUUGUUACCCCUACCACCGCCACCGCCCCGAUUAAGUUUGCGUCACAUACCAUUGGUGCAAUUGCUUUGGCUCGUGUGUUGUCUUAGCAGUUUGGCUCACAAUUCAACGGCCGAGUGUCCGAGUGUUUGCGAGUGUAAAUGGAAAAGUGGCAAAGAGUCUGUUUUGUGCCUUAAUGCAAACCUAACGCAUAUACCAGCACCUUUAGAUGCUGGUACUCAAGUUUUGGAUUUAACCGGCAAUGAGAUCGCUAGCAUUCCCGACGAUACAUUUGUCGAAGUGAAUUUGCUUAAUUUGCAAAAAGUUUACUUAGCCAAAUGUCGUUUAAGUAUUUUAGAACGUCAUGCUUUGAGAGGUUUAAUUAAUCUGGUAGAAUUGGAUUUGAGCUAUAACGCUUUAACGCGUAUACCCUCAGAAGCUUUGGAAUUGGUCACCGAAUUACGUGAAUUAAAAUUAAAUGGCAAUCCCAUUCACAUAGUGGCCAACGACGCUUUCCUAAGAAUGCAGCGUUUGGUGCGACUGGAAUUAAGCGACUGCUUCAUCUCUAAUGUGGAAGUGAAAGCGUUUGCCGGGUUGGAAUCUAGUUUAGAGUACUUAAAAUUGGAUGGUAACAAGCUGAGCGAAGUAAGAUCGGGUACUAUAACUUCUCUAUCUAAUUUACAUGGUAUUUCACUAUCACGUAAUCAGUGGAAUUGUUCUUGCGCUUUAAGACCUUUAAGAGUUUGGAUGUUAAGAGAGAAUAUACCUUGCGGUAUACCACCCAUUUGCCAAAGUCCCCCUCGAUUGGUUGGCAAGUCAUGGGAUAAAGUUGAUCUAGAUGAUUUUGCUUGCGUUCCGCAAAUUAUCGCGACAGAUACUACGGCCCAUGGUGUUGAAGGUCGCAAUGUGACUAUGAGCUGUUUUGUUGAAGGUGUGCCUGAACCAUCGGUAAGAUGGAUGGUAAAGAAUCGCAUAAUUGCUAACCUGACCGCUUCGAACGGAGAUUACCCAUCUACCAGUCCCCGUACUGCAGCUGCCACUCAAGGACGAAAAACUUACGUAGUCAAUAUGUUACGGAACGCUUCAAAUUUAACCAUACUCACGGCGGAUAUGCAAGACGCAGGGAUUUAUACUUGUGCUGCAGAAAACAAAGCUGGAAAAGUCGAAGCUUCAGUCACAUUGGCCGUAUCUAGACGGCCGCCGGAGGCUCCAUUAGGAUUCAAAGUGAUAUUGUUGUGUAUUUUCAUAGCUUUGUUAUUCGUUGCUGGUUCUUCUUUUGCGGCAGUUUGUUUAUGCUCACUGCGUCGCAAACGAAAAAUGCGUUUGUGGAAUACAGUGCCUCAGGGACGUAGCGAAAGUUAUGAAAAAAUGGAAAUGACUUCGCGUGCUAGCGGCGGUGUUGGUGUUUUAGGUUCGGGCGGGGUAAGCAAACCCGAUCUAGGCGGUAAACUGGGCAAACAUGAUAGCGUUAAAAAUGCAAACGCGGCCGGAAAUUUAUUUCAUAACGAUGAAAAUGGUUACUUAUGCACGGCCACUGCUCCACUCAACUGUGGUUCGGAUGAUAAUGGCGAUACGGGUGGCGCUAUAGUCAAUCCAAGCGGUGGGAGUGCAAAGCGUAACGGUGAUUAUCGCAACGUACCAACACAUUGCGAUGAUGAUGAUAACGAAAAACACAAAUACAGCCAGCAGCAGCAGCAUGCAGCACCCCACCUCAGUGAACGGAAGCACUUAUCAAAGAACGGCAACCAAGCAUCUUUGGUGGCAGGAAUGACUGGCAGCGAAACAACGGGAAAUAGUGGGUCAAAGACAAUGGACGACACCGAUUUACAUAUACCACGAUUGAUUGAUAUCGGAUCUACAACCGAUUCUGUUCCGACUUCUAUAUCCGGUAAAGUGGAUGCCAACUCAAGAUAUGGUCCAGUUUAUAAUCACGUAGCCAACUGGGUUACUACUUCUAUAGCUACCACAAAAAUCGCAUCUCCUAACACCGCCGGUUAUUAUAGUCCUAAAGAUGAAAUUAAUAGAUCGGUGUUUUGUGAAAAAGAUAAUUCUGACAAUGAUCUCUUCGACAGUAACUAUCCGGACUUACUGGACAUAGCUAAAUAUGCGGUAGCUCAAGCGACUAGUUCUACUCAGGCUAAUGGCGGUCUAUGUACGCUACCUAGAAAACUUAAAAAUACAGGGAAAUUUUUCAAGAAUUCUUCUGAUAGCCAAAGUCCUCUACUAGCGGAUAAUUCAAGUAAGUACGGCAGCAGUACAUUAGGUGGCGACGGAUCAUAUCUGAAUGAAGUAGCGUUAGGACGGCGAUUCUCGGCAGAGUCAUCUUAUUCAAAUUAUGGUGGUGGUACUGUCACAUAUACCAAAGGCCAAAGAUCGAACAGUUUCCUUAAUUUAGUGCAUAGCACAAAUAAGGGAUCUGGAAUACCGGCUACCAGUAAUAAAGCAGGUAUAGCCAAUGCCGGAGAACGCAGAAACCCCAGUCUGCCGUCGUCACCGGUGCAUGAAUUACAUCAGCAGCAUCAGAGAUCUUUUAGUUCAGCGGCAACGCCUCUCCUGGACUUCACCUCACUGACAACACGGACUAGUUUGGCAAAUCCAACUACGGGGACACCGGGUGGCUCCCAUCCGGCAGCUAUGCAACAUCCCACCACAACUACCACACCGGUCACUGCCUAUGACUAUCAUGCAGCUCAGUUGGAGCGCUUUUUAGAGGAAUAUCGCAAUCUACAAGAUCAAUUGUGCAAAAUGAAAGAAACUUGUGAGACAAUACGCAAGAAAGAACAACCGGUUCGCGUGGGUCUAGGACAUGCUGCACACGCCGCAGAUCCCGUGAUGUACAGUGCAGCUAUCGCGGCCAACAGUCCCACCACCAAUGCGAAAAUUAGCCUAAAAAGUAAAACAACACUUCCCGGCCAACCACCAGAUCCGCCACCAUAUUGGUUACAUCGUAACGCUAUGCUGAAACGUUUAAAUGGCUCGCAAAAUGAAAUUUUUAAAAGCUAAUGAAAAUUUGUUCAGCGAUUCAAAUUAAGUUUAGGAUACUUUCGUGUGCGAUCAUUUAAUAGUUGUUGGUUUUAAUAAUUUUUUUUGAAAAAUAAAAAAGGGAAUGUUUAAGGAGCAAAAUUUAAGCUUAGAAGAUAAAAAACUUCCCUCCAAUGAAAAAAAUAUAUAUUUUUAUUCGGGAUGCAUCAAACACAGAGUUCUCAGUUCCUGCUUUUAAUCUAUGAGAAAAUGAAAAGAAAAAAAAAAAAAAAAACAAAAAAAAGCAA